AUGCAUAUUUCCAACCAAAUCAGACUUACGAUUACUCUGACAUUAUUAUCGUUAACUGAUUUUGCUUUCACUUUUUAGGAUUUCUCCUCUAUUCAACUUAUACUAUCCAUUUUUCUACUUUUCUCUAAUAUUGGUAUUUAUAUCAUUUUAUCUUAGUCAGUAUGUUAUUACUUAAAUAUAAAAACCUAUCCUUUAUCAUUAUUAUUUUAUACUAUGCAAAAGAGAUUACUUUAUAUGGACCAAAUCUUACUUGGCCAGUAUUAUAUCUUUUUAAAAAGAUUGGCACUUAAUCAAUUAUUUUCCUUUUUUUGUUUUCUAUUCAAAUCCUAUUAUAUUAUGUUGAUUCUCUAUAGAAUUUGACUUUCAAAACUAAAGAACAUUAUUGUAUUCAACUAAUCAUUAUAUUGUUAUCUGAAACCUACUCCAUUUAUAUUAAAUAAAAACCAUUUAAUUAGUGUAUUCGUCUUUUAUUAAAACAAUUUAAAUAAGACUGCAUUCUUUAAUUAUUCGAUAGAAAUUACGAUAACAUUUCAAUUAUUUCAAAAAAUUCCCUUAUUGUAAACAAAUAACAAAAUACUUAAAAUAUUUUUAAUUCUCCAAAAUCAUAUUAAAUUUAAUUAUCUAACCAUGAAUAAUAAUUACUUUAUAAACUUUAUUUUAAAAACUAAGGAUUAGAAUCUAAUUAAUUAUUAACUAAAAUGGAAUUUAGAUCUUCUAAAGAAUUAUUGCUUUUUCUCAAAAAUAAUCAAUAACAUUACACCUUAAUUGUUUUGAAUGACCCUUAAAUUAAUUAAAAAGUUUUAUAUCAAGUUAAAUAUUUAUAAAAAGAUACUUUUUAUCUUUUAUAUUAUAUCAAAGUAGAAAAUGGAUUUACAUUUUGGUAAAAUCAUAAAAUUUCUAAAUAUAAAUUAAAUCUAAUUAAUAUUUUUAAUCAUUAAUUAAAAACUCCUUUAAAUGCAACACUUGGACAUCUUAUUACAGCUAAUGAAGAUGAAAAUAUUAUUGAAUAAGUUAAAUUAUCUUAUCUAUAGCCUGCUUUAUUAAAUUGUAGAUUAUAAUUAUAUUUAAUCCAAGAUUUACUUGAUUAUUUGUCUUUUGAAUUUGAACAAUUAACUAUUAUGAAUAAUAAAACUAAUUUAUCAUCUCUAUUAUCAGAAUUAUACGAUCUUAUCGAAAGUUAAUGUAAAAUUAAAAAAAUAGAUAUUCUAUUUAAAAUUAAUAAUUAAAUUUUUGAUAAAUUUGAUUCAAAGUAUUUUUGCAUAAAUACUGACUCUAAUAAAUUGAUUCGAGUUUUACUCAAUCUAUUAAAUACUUCAUAUAGAUACACAGAAGAAGGUGGAUGUAUUAGUCUAGAAAUUAAAAUUGAUUAAUUUAAUAAAAUUACAUAUUUUACAAUUACUGAAGAUGGAUCAAGUCUAAGUGAGGAAUAAAUAUUAUAAUUAACAGAUUAAUUAAAUUAAUUAGAUGAUUAUAUCAAAAACAAAUCAAAUAAAUUAUUAUGUGUGGAUAACUGUAUCAAUUAGGGAAUAAAUUUAUAUUUAGUAAAUAAAUUAAUUAAAUUACUAAGUGGAGAUAAUAGUAAAUUGUAAUUGAGAAUUUAAUAAAAUAAUUAAUUACUCUUUUCUUUUUCUAUAAGUGAUACUAAAGAAUUACAAUCUGAAAGUUCUCUUGUAAGAUCUAAAAAUAAUAGCUUAAUUAAAUAGAAAUCAAUAAGAAGUUUGAAUAAAAUAAAUUUUUAAUAAAGUCCAAAAAUAUCUAAAUUUAAACAAUUAUCCCAAAGAUAAUUUAAUUGUAAAUCUAGUAGUUCAGUUGUGUUACAAUAGUAAUAGUAAGAAAUAAUUGAUAUUGAGCCUAUUGCAUAAAUUCCUAGCAUAAUAUAAACAAAUAAUAAUAAACAUAUUAAUUCACAUAAACGAAAUAAAUUUAUAUGCUUAAAAAAAUCAAAAGAUUUCUAACAAUGUUAGAAAACAAGUUCAAAAAUAAACUCAGGUGAUUAAGGUAUAAAUUAGAAUAAAAAAACAGAAAAAUAUGUAUUAGUAGUUGAUGAUGAGCCAUUCAAUCAUGAAACCUUAUGUUUAAUGUUAAAGAAUAUUGGAUUUAAUAAAUUUUUGAAAGCUUUCAAUGGAUAUUAAAGUUUAGAUUUAGUUAAAGAAUAUCAUGAUUAAAUAUUUAUGAUAUUGAUGGAUAUUGAUAUGCCAGUAAUGAAUGGAAUAGAAACAACUAGAAAAUUAGAAAGCAUGAUUUGUGAAAAUUCAGUAAGUUAUAUACCUAUAAUUGGAUGUACUGCUCAUGAAGAUUAUGAAACACAUUUAAAAUGUUUUGAAGCAGGAAUGAUACAUGUAGUGAUAAAGCCAGUUUUUAUUAAAUCAAUAUAAGAAGCAUUGUUUAAGAUUUCUGAAUUAAAUUCCUAAGAAACUAUUAAAGAAAAUACUUUAUCAAUGUAAAGAGUUUAAUCUUAAUCUUAUGAUUUUUAGUGA
Messenger RNA from Paramecium sonneborni, 2477 nucleotides. The record is from the annotation of a GenBank genome assembly. Lineage: Eukaryota; Ciliophora; Oligohymenophorea; Peniculida; Parameciidae.